AUGGUUAAGAGUUAUCAGCUAAAUAACGAGAUUGUGGUCACACAAGAACAAGUCGACCACUGGAAUGCUGCGCUUGCGCAGAUGCAGUCGCCACGCCAAAUCUUGGAGUGGGCGCUGGCCACAUUUCCACACCUCUUUCAAACCACGGCUUUUGGCCUAACAGGACUUGCAACCAUUGACAUGCUGUCGAAAAUCCAAGACCAGAGCAUCACCCCGCUCAUAUUUAUUGAUACACUACACCACUUCCCGCAGACGCUUGACUUACUACGCAACAUUGAGGACCGCUACUACAAACCCAGAAACCAGACGAUAAAUGUCUAUAAGCCCGAGGGAGCAAAUAACGAGUCUGAAUUUGCGGCCAAGCACGGGGAUUUCUUGUGGGAAAGGGACGAGACCAAGUACGACUUCUUGGUGAAGGUUGAGCCUGCCCAUCGCGCAUACAAGGAGCUAGGCGUUACCGCAGUUUUCACAGGACGCCGCAAGUCACAGGGGGGGUCUCGCUCAAGUCUCCUUUUCGUCGAGUUAGACGAACUGAAUGGGAUACUAAAGAUAAAUCCUCUUGCAAACUGGGAUUUCCAGCAGGUCAAAGCCUACAUUGACAACCAUCAAGUUCCAUAUAACGAACUACUAGACUUAGGUUACAAAUCCAUAGGGGACUACCACUCGACUCAACCGGUAGCUGAUGGCGAGGACGAAAGAGCUGGAAGGUGGAAGGGAAAGAGCAAAACUGAAUGCGGCAUCCAUGAGACUAGUCGUUUUGCACAGUUCCUAGGCGCCAAAGAAUGA
This is a messenger RNA of Lachancea thermotolerans CBS 6340, 786 nucleotides long. It is a transcript of the gene MET16, whose product is annotated as phosphoadenylyl-sulfate reductase (thioredoxin). Gene Ontology annotation, molecular function: phosphoadenylyl-sulfate reductase (thioredoxin) activity. The record is from RefSeq and is a predicted model, not a curated record. Bases 1 to 786 code for a protein of 261 amino acids. Lineage: Eukaryota; Fungi; Ascomycota; Saccharomycetes; Saccharomycetales; Saccharomycetaceae. Gene Ontology annotation, cellular component: cytoplasm. The transcript has a single exon.